Molecule: messenger RNA, 1293 nt
Organism: Phialemonium atrogriseum
Lineage: Eukaryota; Fungi; Ascomycota; Sordariomycetes; Cephalothecales; Cephalothecaceae
Product: putative 60s ribosomal protein l37 protein
Exons: 1
Coding region: 198-1103 (301 amino acids)
Biological process (GO): attachment of mitotic spindle microtubules to kinetochore; protein localization to kinetochore
Cellular component (GO): kinetochore
Source: RefSeq, a predicted model, not a curated record
AUAAGCACGCGGGAGAGCUAGUCCGUUUCAGGAAUUAAGUAAACAUUGGACUCUUCGAUCCGCAGCACAUUCACAAGAUCUUUGGUCUAAUUUCGAUGCUGUUACCUGAACUACUGUACACAUGCGCGAACUGAAAUUGUAUCUCCCAAGUUAAAACAAAACAGUCAGCCAUCAGACAACUGCACCAUCAGUCAAAAAUGGACGCCUCGGAAGCCGAGCGCGUCCUCGACGCCGUGGAGAAACUCGAGUCCCGCCACGGCAUUUCGAUCAUCAAGCUCAGCGAGCCCAUAUCCAGCACCCUGUCGCAACCCUCAGACCCUACAAGCGAGAACAGCAGCAGCAGCAGCAACACCAACAACGCCGAACUCCGCACCUCCGACGUCUCCAACACGUCCCUCGGCGCGCCCACGCCCGCCAGCCUCGAGGCCGACCUGGCGCACUACCGGGAGCUGUUCGCCAAGCUGCGCUUCAGCUACGUCGAGCAGGUGACCAAGGAGAAGUUCAUCCGCGCCAUCGUCGGCGACCCGCCCGUGAUCGUCGCGCCGCACGAGAACGCCGCCCUCGAGGCCAGCAACGCCGCCUCCAAGGCCGCCCUCAAGGCCCUCAAGAACGACGUCGCCGACGUCACCGCCGACCUCGCCGCCCGCGGCAGAGACCUCAGCCGGCGCUACGAGGCCCGCCGCGCCGGCGCGGCCACCCUGCGAGACAUGCCAGCCCGCCUGGCGGGCCUGGAGGACGAGGUGGACCGCCUGCGCGCGGAGCAGGAGCGGGAGACCGGCGGCGGCGGGGCGGGGCGGCCGGAACUGCGCCUGCCGCUGGCGGCGACGCUGGACCUGGUGGAGGAGCGCAGGGCGCGGCGGGCAGCGCUGGACAGGCAGCUCGAGCAGCUGGCCGCGCAGGUGCCGCGGAAGAGGAAGGAGGCCGAGCGCCUCCGGGCGGAGCUGCAGCCGCUCGAGGCGAGGAGGCUGAACAGCGCGGCGGCGGCGGGCGAGGCGAGGAAGAGGAAGGAGGCGGCGCUGGGAGGGGCGGGAGACGACCUCGAGGAGAGGGGCCGGUGGUGGAGGGCUUCGGAGACGGUGCUGAAGAGGAUGCUCGAGGUAUAGGGGUUGGAUACCUUUUUCUCUCUCAUAUUAUCCUUCCUUUGCACGGUGUGUUGGCGUUCUGGGGUAAUGGGGCUGGCGGGAAAGGAGACCUAGGAGAGGCCAUCCGUGGGAGGCCAUCCAUGGGAGGCACAUUUGGCAAGAGCAAUUGGAAGCGAGGCUCGAUGUGUGUGUCAAGGCAUUCCCCGUCUAU